AUGCCAAAAAAAAAGAAAACUAACAUAGCCGACAAGCUGGGGUUUUCUUACUUUAUAACCACACCAUGUGAAAGUUGGGAUGCUCUAGAAUAUCAUAAGGAAUGGUGUGUGUCCAAAAAUCCUGUUGACAAGACAACAGUCACGACAGCAAUCAUGCGGCAGUUAGAAUGGAAUAAGAGAUCUCUUGAUGUCUUGAAAAAUAUGAUAGCGGAACUUAAUGAAGCAUCAUCAAGACUGACCGACUUUGCUCGUACCAGACAAGAUGCCAUAAAAAGAAAAAAGCAGUAUCACCAACUACAUGGAUUUACUACUCCCUAUCUAGAUAGUCCAAUAUUACAUUUAUUGCAAGAAAGCUCAUCUAUUGAAGAAGAGAUGGAAGGUAGUUAA
Molecule: messenger RNA, 387 nt
Organism: Dentiscutata heterogama
Lineage: Eukaryota; Fungi; Glomeromycota; Glomeromycetes; Diversisporales; Gigasporaceae
Source: the annotation of a GenBank genome assembly